Messenger RNA from Seminavis robusta, 2061 nucleotides. NCBI's taxonomy places the organism in Eukaryota, Bacillariophyta, Bacillariophyceae, Naviculales, Naviculaceae. The record is from the annotation of a GenBank genome assembly.
AUGUCUUCGUCAAUCCAAGCCAAAGGAUGGGUCUGUCCCAAAUGCAAAAAGGAAAAACCAGCGAUCGCUGCAAAAUGUACCUGUGGGGCCUGGAAACCGGGAUACACACCAAAUGCCGCCGCGAAGAAACCAGGGCAACUCCUCAAGUGGAAAUGCCCCAAAUGCAAGCACGAGAAGCCAGCAACGGCUCUUAGGUGCAUGCCAUGCAACACGUAUCAGCCUGGGCAUGCACCCGCAAAACCUAAACGCCUUUGUCCAGAUUGCCAAAAGACAGACCUGAACAUUGGGUUAUGUUCCUGCUGGGUGAAAAAGGAGACAACGAGACGCAAAGAAAUGUUGCAGUCCAUUCCUCCUGUUCACGUUAUUGCUCGUAUCGUUUACGACGGCUUUAGAGGUCAGAUACCAUUUAAUACAAAGCAUCAUCCCAUAGUCAUCCCCCCCGAGCAAGUUACCAUUGGGCAGCUCAAGGAUAUCAUUUUGAGGGAAGUGUUUGGGCGACAAACUCGGAUUGCACCUCCCCCCAAGGGAUUAAUGAGCCUCUUUUACCACGACAAAGAGCUGAUGCCGCCAACAUCCCUGCUAGCGGAAGACCAUGGUUUUCGGGGUACACGAGACGGCAGUGUCGCUAUGCCCAAAUCUUUGAACACUCUGGGCAUUGACACCGGCUUUAUUUCCCGCAAAUUCGGCUUUGAUAUUACUCUUUAUGUGGACCAAGUUUUGACCUUUGAGGUGGUCCCGAGCCCGUUCCAAGACACGGCUCAAAGGGGCGGCUUGAGUGAUGUAACAUGCGGUGGUUUGCUGGCGCCCAACAACACCUUUUCUCUGCAUUUUCCAAACAAGAAAUCUCUCAUGAAGGAAGUCACUGCCGCGCAAGCAAAAGAACAACUUCAGCUGGUAUCUGGUAUUCCCAUUGAGCGCCUCCACAUUCUGUCGGCCUCCGGUGGAGAAUCCGACGUUCAGAAGCAAGAUUUUCAAGUAUCUCCGAGUUCCAUUAGAACUUGCGCAGAUGAAUGGCUUGUUCAUGUCUUGACUCUAAAUGGUAAGCACUGGAAGGUUGGUAUUGAUUCGACUUCCACUCUACGGCUUUUAAAAGAGCGGAUCCGGUGGUCGGGCUGCCGUGUUGACGACGACGGACAUUUGAUCCUCGGCGAUGGGAAAGUGCUUCCAAAUGAUAGGGAAGAAGAAACAAUUGAAAGUUUGUGCCUUUCAGAUGGAUGCGUCCUUUAUGUCGUUGAAGAAAUUGCUGCCUAUUUUCAGGAGACCGAAGAAAGGCAGCAACCCACUAUACCGCCACUUUGUGAGUCACUGGUGGGGGGAGAGCGUCUUGAAUUUCGUUGCAUGCCUCGAACAGCAUGCUUACGACAGGAACCUGAACGAUGCAACGGUCUACUGGGUCUGCGCAUACGCGCGGUCAAUCAACACGAUGUGGGCGGAGAGAUUGAUGGCGACGAUCCCAAAUCUAGCCCCUUCUAUAAGGCAAUGCAUCUGACUAAGGGGACAGUAACGGUGCUCGACAGAGGUUCAGUGACUUACAUACGGAUUUGGUGUUCCUACGAAAUCUCAGUUGUCAUGACCGACUUGAAAUCCAAAUCUCCUGGAUACCUGUACGAUAUCUACGCCAUGUCGAAGCAGGACGGAACCGAUGUCGUUCAUUGCCCCGUGGGGCUCACUGAGGGCUUCGCAGCGGCCGACAUUUACCCCAAGAACCAAGAUGGCACCCUAGACACAGCAAAAAGAGAUUUCGAAGCCAAAUGGACCUUGUCGAAGUCGCGACGAGAGGCUGCCUUCCCACUAGAUUCCGCCAGUGGGGCCCUUGUUGUCCAACUGGAGACCGCCAGUGCCAGCGUUGAAGACGACAAGAAGCGCAUUCUGAAUGCGAUUGCUGGGAACACAGACAACUUCUUGAGCGACCCCCCAGCGUCUCACGAGUCAUACGACAAAUUGAACGUUCGAGUUCGAGUUCGAUUUGCACUUUCAUCAUACCGUACCGCACUCGAGAGACAUGCCGAUAUGAAGCCAUUCCGAAAGCGCUCGCUGACAAUCCAGAAACUCAUCUGGUAG